AUGAAUGAGUUCAAAGAGGUUAACGAGGUCAAAGAAGUUAACGACUUCAAUGAGUUUAACUCGGGUGAUUUACAACAUUCAGAUGAAGAUUUCGAUAAUGAAUUCGAUAAUGAUACACUGCCCAGUAUACCUGGAAAGAAAGGCAGAAAGCUAGGUGCAAAAUACUCAUUAAUCCCACAAGGAUCACAGAAUAUAGAUAUAAAUAUGAAUAAACGUAAAAGACAAGCACCUUUACCUUUUAAUAGCUCAGUUAAUAACGCUAUUGCUUCUUCUUCAAAAGUUACUUCACGUACACGUCCACCUAAAGCUGAUCCAUAUCGUCCACAGAUCCCUGCACCUGAUUUUGCUAAACCUGAUUAUAGCCACGUUGAGGAGUUAUUUGAACCUUUUAUAAAGAAACAACUUGAACUCCAAGAUCAAGGUCAGACACCUCCACCAGUUAAAUUCCCCGUUAAUCAACGCCCUGAUUACGUUGUUUCUUCUGCACCGCGUAUACCACAGAAUUACAUAGUACCAGUUCCAUUAGACACUCACUCAAAAUCAAAUUACAAAACACGCAGGUGGUCGGAACAUACGAAGCAUAUUAGAAGUUUGAGUGGUAGUACACUCCGUUUGAAAUCUUGGCUGGGCUCGCAGCACAGUGAAUACAGCAAUAGACCUCCGCCACUUAUCCCUACAACUACAACCAACAGCAAUCAGGGGUUCGAAGAAUCUAUCAAUCCAGCAAAUAUCAUUACUCCUUCAGGCGUCCCUCUUAAUAAGCUCGAUAAGCGUACGAGAGAGUAUAAAAUGAUUAUGGCUCAACAUAAAUCUCAAUUGGAGCAAAAGAGAAUGGAUCAACAGCGCCAGAAGAUUGAUGAUAACCAUCAAAGUGGUGUUGGUGGUCUUGCUAACAGCGGCGGUGUUGACAGUGGUGCCAAUAGCGUUGAUAAUACUGUUGAUAACAUCGUUGAUAGCGUUAUUGAAAAAAAGGAAGACGAUGAUACUGUGGAUAUCGCAGAUAAUUCAGAAACCGUCGAUAAUGCAGACAACCUGGAGACUGCCAAUAACGUAUAUAACCCAGAGAAAACUGAAAUAUCAGUUUUCUAUCUCGAUGAUCUUCCCGUUUGUUUCCCGUACGAUCGUAUAUAUCCAGAGCAGUACAGCUACAUGCGCGAUCUCAAAAAGACACUCGACGCUGGUGGCCACUGCGUACUAGAAAUGCCUUCUGGGACCGGAAAGACUGUGUCGCUGCUAUCACUUAUCGUCGCCUAUCAGCAGCAUUACGACGCAGACAGAAAGCUGGUAUACUGCUCGCGCACAGUACCAGAAAUUGAAAAAGCUCUUGCAGAAUUGAAGAGAUUGAUGGCUUACAGAGCUGAUCAAGGUUACGCCGCUAAAGAUAGUGGCUAUACCGGCUUAGGACUUAGUUCACGUAAAAAUCUCUGCCUUCAUCCUUCAAUUAGCCAGGAGAGACGCGGUAAAGCUGUUGAUGCUAGGUGCAGAGAUCUCACUUCUGCUCAUGCUGUACAGAGAGGCAGAGACGAUCCAUCGAGUCACGAGCUCUGUAGCUAUCAUGAGAACUUGUCAGAGCUAGCACCAGGUGAGAUCAUCCCUCCUGGAAUCUGGACAAUUGAGGAUGUUCGCAAGUUUGGUCAACAGAAAGGUCUUUGUCCAUAUUUCAGCGUUAGACGAAUGGUCCAAUUUUGCAACACUAUAAUCUACUCUUUCCACUAUCUCCUAGAUCCUAAAGUUGCCGAGAUGGUAUCUAGAGAAAUGUCGAAGGACGCUAUCGUCGUGUUUGACGAAGCACACAACAUAGAUAACGUCUGCAUUGAGUCACUCAGUAUAGAUCUAACCCGUCCAAUGCUCGAAAGUGCUUCGAGGAGUGUCGAUAGACUAUCAGAUAAAAUCUCAGAAGCUAAACAGAACGACGCUCAGAGGCUACAAGAUGAAUAUGCCAAAUUGGUUGAAGGGAUGCAAGAUUCCGACGCACCUCCACCAAAUGAUGAAAUGGCCAUGAUAAGGCGGCAGGAAGAGGAUGUAUUAAGUAAUCCAGUACUACCCGACGACCUUCUCAAAGAGGCUAUACCUGGAAAUAUUCGCAAGGCAGAGCAUUUCAUUGCCUUCUUGAAAAGAUUUGUCGAAUAUUUAAAGACUCGCAUGCGUGUUCUGCACGUCGUCGCAGAGACCCCACUGUCCUUCUUACAGCACCUUCGGGAUAUCACCUUUAUCGAGAGGAAGCCAUUGAGGUUUUGCUCAGACAGACUCUCAAACCUUAUUAAAACUUUAGAGCUCGAGAGGCUGGACGAGUAUUCGUCUUUGCAGUCUGUUGCUGCAUUUGCAACACUUGUUUCAACAUAUGAAAAGGGCUUCCUGCUCAUACUUGAGCCAUUUGAAACAGAAACUGCAACAAUACCAAAUCCAAUAUUUCACCUCACUUGUCAAGACGCUAGUAUAGCAAUAGCCCCAGUCUUUGACAGGUUCUCAUCAGUAAUCAUCACAUCUGGUACCAUAUCACCAUUAGAUAUGUAUCCAAAGAUGCUCAAUUUCAACGCGAUAGUGCAAGAAUCGUAUCCAAUGACACUAUCUAGGAACUGUUUCAUUCCAAUGGUUAUAACAAGAGGCAGUGACCAAGUAGCAGUCAGUUCACGAUUUGAGGUAAGGAACGACCCAGCCGUCGUCCGCAAUUAUGGACAGAUGUUGAUAGAAUACUCGAAAGUUAUUCCUGACGGUAUAGUAGCCUUCUUUCCUAGUUAUUUGUACAUGGAGAGUAUAGUAAGUGCGUGGAAUGAGAUGCAAAUACUCGAUGAAGUGUGGAAGCACAAGCUUAUUUUCGUUGAAACACCCGACGCACCCGAGACAAGCAUAGCAUUAGAGAACUUCCGUAAAGCUUGCGAUAAUGGACGUGGAGCAGUUAUGUUAUCGGUGGCACGAGGGAAAGUGAGUGAAGGAAUAGAUUUUGAUCAUCAUUUUGGUCGGGCUGUUAUAAUGUUUGGAGUUCCAUACCAAUACACAGAAUCUCGUAUACUCAAAGCUCGUUUAGAAUACCUACGUGAUAAUCACAGAAUACGUGAAUCAGAUUUCUUAACUUUCGACGCAAUGAGACACGCUGCGCAGUGUGUAGGUAGAGUUUUGAGAGGUAAAUCUGAUUACGGUUUGAUGAUCUUUGCCGAUAAGCGAUUCGCGAGAUCAGAUAAAAGAGCAAAGUUACCACGUUGGAUUAAUCAAUACAUCGCUGAAACAUCAUCGAAUCUUUCAACCGAUAUGGCUAUAUCUCUCGCAAAGAGGUUUGUCAGGACUAUGGCUCAACCAUUUGAUCAUUCUCAAACUGGGGUCAGUUUGUGGACAAUGGAUCAUGUUUUAGAGAGACAGAGGUUGGAUAAGGAGAGUGAUCUCGCAGCUGUAGCACUCACUGAUAAAGAUCAUAUGAACGUCGAUGGAGUUGUUGACGGAGUUGCAGAUGGAGUUGGCGAUUCUAGCGGUGAUAGUGAUAUCGAUGAUACUGGUGGGAUUGAUGAUAACGCAUUGAUAGAUAUCCCUAUGACGCAGUAA
Wallemia ichthyophaga EXF-994 is the source of this 3534-nucleotide messenger RNA. RefSeq names its product DNA repair helicase rad15. The transcript has 8 exons. Gene Ontology annotation, cellular component: nucleus. NCBI's taxonomy places the organism in Eukaryota, Fungi, Basidiomycota, Wallemiomycetes, Wallemiales, Wallemiaceae. Gene Ontology annotation, biological process: positive regulation of mitotic recombination; nucleotide-excision repair; transcription by RNA polymerase II. Gene Ontology annotation, molecular function: damaged DNA binding; DNA helicase activity; ATP binding. The record is from RefSeq and is a predicted model, not a curated record. Bases 1 to 3534 code for a protein of 1177 amino acids.